Messenger RNA from Drosophila navojoa, 1028 nucleotides. It is a transcript of the gene NijA, whose product is annotated as Ninjurin A. Gene Ontology annotation, cellular component: membrane. The record is from RefSeq and is a predicted model, not a curated record. Lineage: Eukaryota; Metazoa; Arthropoda; Insecta; Diptera; Drosophilidae. Gene Ontology annotation, biological process: cell adhesion; tissue regeneration.
CUCUGUCCGAACAGUUGUUUAGCCAAUAGCGUACGAGGCGGUUGUAAAGCGCUCGCAAAUUUUCGCUCGAAGAGAUUUUUAUCAUUUGUGUUCGCGCAGAAACACGAAGAGCAGCAUAAACGGAUAAAACAAACAAAGAAAAACGUUCAUCAUUAAAAUUCUUGCCGAUCUCAAGUGAAGACGCUCAUCAAUUGUAGAAAUGAGCAAUCUACAGCAUAUAACGCUUGAGAUGGAUCAAGUGGGCAAUACGAAAACUCCAGCUAAAAAUCAAGUUAAUCACAAUGAGGGCUUGGACGAUAUAGAUGGACGUAAAGGGCGCAUACCUCGAGCAGUACCUGAAAUCGAUGAUGAUGAUGAUGAACGUCCUUCUGCGAAUGGCUUUAAUGCGGGCGUGGAUGAUGGUCUGCUAGGUAAUGGAGACGAGAAUUUCCGCCCCAAUUUACCCCAACCGAAUGGUGGCCGCCGUCCUAGCUUUACAUUUCCAGGCUAUGAUGGUCCCGGCUUUGUGACCAUCAAUGGUGUGGACACGCCCAUACCGGAUGUGAAUGCCUAUCAGCAUAAGAAGACGCUAGCUCAGGGUAUGAUGGAUCUGGCGCUGCUCUCGGCCAAUGCGAAUCAGCUGCGUUAUGUACUGGAAACGAAUCGACAGCAUCCGUACUUUUAUCCCAGCUUAAUUUUUAUAUCAUUAAGCAUUAUAUUUCAGAUUGCAGUCGGCGUUGGCCUUAUAUGGAAUGGCAGAUACAAUAUUAAGGAUGAACGCGAAAUAUGUCGUGCGAACAAAAUUAAUAAUUAUACAGUCAUUGGCAUAUUUAUUGUGACCGUUAUCAACGUUUUAAUAUCUGCUUUUGCUGUGGCCGAAGCCACGCCUCCAACUACAACGUAGCGUGAUAUUAUAGAAUUCAUUUUUUACUCUACAAAUUGUAUAUUUUUAGGCAAAUACUCACAACACUUUCAUUUUCAAAAUUCAUAUUUCUCACUUGUAUAUAUUAGUGCUAUUGUGAUAAUAAAACAAAAUGAAUCUAAAAAGU